Messenger RNA from Sphaeroforma arctica JP610, 1557 nucleotides. RefSeq lists its product as hypothetical. Bases 1 to 1557 code for a protein of 518 amino acids. The transcript has 4 exons. NCBI's taxonomy places the organism in Eukaryota, Ichthyosporea, Ichthyophonida. The record is from RefSeq and is a predicted model, not a curated record.
AUGACAGUGCCACAGCCGAUACCUGCGACAAAGGCUACGCUGGAAAGCAACGAGUCUUAUGGCACUAAGCGGAACAUAACACCUGCAGCUUUUGGCGAAGAAGAAGGGAGGUCUAAAACGAAGACAUGUCUGCUUGUGAAUCAUUCUUCAAAAGUACUGAAUUUCGGCACAGCUGCCGAGAGAGACUAUCUCAAAGCAGUGGAGGAUGGUAGUUCAGAAAAUCUACAUUGUUUUACCCACUACAAAAUGCAGUUGUUCAAUCCGCGCGAGGAAAAUCCUGAAGCAGUAGCAUUGGAUGAACAUUUCCGGUUACCCGUCCGAACUUUUGUUGUGAAAAGCAACGAGUACCUGAAAGAUUUCUCACUGAAAAUCAUACAGAAUCAGACAUCCCUGUGUCUCCAGCCGGCGGAUGUGCAGUGGGUUCUUACAAUUCCUGCUAUAUGGUCGGAUGGAGCCAAAACCUCCAUGCGCAAGGCUGCAGUGGAUGCGGGGUUGAUAUCAAACGUGGAAGAUACUCAUCUGCUUCUAGCAUAUGAGCCAGCAAGUGUGCAAUUACCGAAUUAUAUUUUGGAAGCAGCUGUAUUGAAAAAAGAAAUCAGAUAUUUAGUACUGGACUGCGGGGGUGGUACAGUGGACGUAGCGGCCUACAACGUUUACGCAGAGAAACCCGUUGAACUUGCCUAUGAUCGCUUCAAGGCAGUUCACCCGUUUGAGCACCUGAAUAUAACGCGCCAGUUUGUUCUCGGUAAGGAGGCCCGAAAGUUCGAUGACUUUCAGAUCAAUGUGAUAUACUUGGUUGAGUUCGAUCCCCAUUUAGAUCUGCAGGCCCUCAAAAAGGCUUACAAUCGAAAGCAUACCAACCAUGUCACACCCAAGGGAGACUAUCGUUUGGUCAUAUUUCAAAAGCUGGCAGAGAGUUUCUUUGAACAGUCAAUUCGAGCAAUCAUUGCUCACAUUCAGCUGCUAUUGAAGAAUGACAAACUACUUGGGCUGAAGUAUGUGCUGCUUGCAGGAGGCUACUCUACUGCCACAAUCCUUCGAGAUCGUCUUGAGCAGCUAUUCGCCUCUAUGCCGACCCAAGUUGUUCACCCUAAGACCCAGUUACCGCCGUGGUGGUUGGUGCCCUGUUCUUUGGACGGAAUCCCUGUGGUACAGUCAAAGAGCGAGUUGUUGCAAUGGGCUAUGGAAUAUCCUGCCCACAUGCUGGAGUAUGAUCACAUUUUGGACAAAAUGGAGGCGCACGACACCAACACUCCGUUUGUUAAAAGACACCAAACAGUGAAAGUAGAAAAGACGGUCACGCAUAAAAACUUUUGUCCGCUUUAUCCAGGACAGAAGGAAGUUGAAUUUGAAAUUUGGGCCUGUCUUAGCGAUAAGCCCCCGAUAUCAGUGAAAGAUCCAACGAUGAAGAAAGUCGGGUUGGUGCGGGUCGAAUGUAGCGACGACGAAAGUGUUGAUGUCGAAUUCUACUUCGGGAUGACGAAUAUAACGAUCACGGCACCCAAUCCGGCCACUGGCGCUACACAAAACACAGCAAUUGAGAUGCCACUGGCGUAG